AUGUCCGACGGCGCUCUCUUGAAGGCCGAGAAGGACUUCACCAAGGAUGCCGACAAACUCAUCCCCGAGGCAGAGGCUCUUGCAAAGACCGAUGUCCAGGGAGCGGUCGACAAGCUGCUAGUCUUGGAGAAGCAAGCACGACAGGCAUCCGACCUUGCUUCUACAUCGCGAGUCCUGAUUGCCAUCGUCACCAUCAGCAAGAACUCCGGCGAUUGGAACCUGCUCAAUGACCAGGUGCUGCUCCUCUCGAAGAAACAUGCCCAACUCAAGCAGGCCACGACGAGGAUGGUGCAGGCGGUGAUGGGAUUUUUGGAUGAGACCCCGAACCUGGAUGUUAAGCUGUCGGUCAUCGAAACACUGCGAACAGUCACCGAGGGAAAGAUUUUCGUGGAGGUAGAGCGAGCCCGUGUCACACGCAUCCUGUCCAACAUCAAAAAGACCCAAGGCGAUCUCAAUGCCGCGGCAGACAUCCUGUGCGAGCUGCAGGUGGAGACGUUUGGGUCGAUGACCCGAAGGGAAAAGACAGAAUUCAUUCUGGAGCAAGUCGGUCUGUGUAUCGAGCGGGGCGACUGGACACAGGCUACGAUUCUCAGCCGCAAAAUCAACAAGCGAUAUUUUGCCCGCAAGCCCAAGAAGUCCCCUGAGCAGAUCGAGAAGCUCAAGCAGGAGGCGGAGGAGAAAGAGAAGACCCGGGCGCCGGAUGAAGCCCCGAUGGAGGUGGAUGACGAUGUGACAGAUCUCAAGCUCCGGUACUUUGACCAGCAGAUUACUCUGGCCAACCACGACUUCAAGUAUCUCGACGUCUGCAAGAACUACCGAGAGGUUCUGGACACGGAAGCGGUGGAAAACAAUCCAGAGCACCUGCGUGCGUCCCUCGCGCGCAUCGUUUACUAUAUUGUCCUGUCCCCUUACGACAACGAGCAGUCUGACCUUCUGCACCGCAUCCAGCAAGACUCGCGAUUGGCGCAGGUGCCCGCGGAGGCACGACUGGUGAAGCUGUUCACCAUCCCCGAGCUGAUGCGCUGGCCGAUGGUGGCCGAGCAGUUCGGCCCGCACCUGUGCAGCACGGACGUGUUCGACGCCGAGGCGCGACAGACGGCCGAGAACCAAGCACACCGGAGAUGGCAGGAUCUGCGCAAGCGGGUGAUUGAGCACAAUGUGCGCGUGGUGGCCAAGUACUACACGCGCAUCCAGAUGGGCCGGCUGACCCAACUGCUGGAUCUGACUGAGGAGGAGACCGAGAAGUACAUCAGCGAGCUGGUCACUUCCAAGAUCAUCUACGCGAAGAUCGACCGUCCCGCGCGGCUGGUCAACUUCGCUAAGCCCCGCGAUUCGGAUGACGUGCUGAACGAGUGGAGCGGCGACAUGAAGAGCCUGCUCGGCCUGCUGGAGCGCAUCGAUCAUCUGAUCACCAAGGAAGAGAUGAUGGCCCGCAUCUUGCCGUCUCGUGGCGGCAAGGGCAAGGCCCGUUGA
Molecule: messenger RNA, 1473 nt
Organism: Penicillium alfredii
Lineage: Eukaryota; Fungi; Ascomycota; Eurotiomycetes; Eurotiales; Aspergillaceae
Product: proteasome regulatory particle lid subunit RPN5
Exons: 5
Coding region: 1-1473 (490 amino acids)
Cellular component (GO): proteasome regulatory particle, lid subcomplex; nuclear proteasome complex; cytoplasm
Source: RefSeq, a predicted model, not a curated record